UCACUCUUCCGCGUGCUCGCCCUGGGCCUCAGUCGGACCUCUCGAGACAACGGAAGAGCUUUGGCCAGCCAAUGAACUCGUUGGAGAUAUCUGUCGAGUCGAACAUACAACAGUUCCUAUUGGCCCAGGAGAGCGGGAAUCGCAGCCAAUAGUAUAAGCAAGGCGUUGGCGGUGUGCCUUAGCCCUGUGAACACUGCGGCGAAGAACCCUUGGGUACCGCGUGGCCAUUAAGACUGAAGAAACUCACUGGAACAUCAUGUCGCAGGCUGAGUUUGACAAAGCUGCCGAAGAGGUGAAGCACCUGAAGGUGAAGCCUACAGAUGCAGAGAUGCUGGAGAUUCUACAGUUGUACAAGCAGACCACAGUGGGUGAUGUAACACAGGUAUCUCGUCCUGGCAUGCUGGACUUUGCCGGCAAGGCGAAAUGGGACGCCUGGGAGAAAAAGAAAGGCAUGAGCAAAGAGGAUGCGAUGAAGGCUUACAUUGCCAAAGUGGAAGAACUGAAAGAAAAGUAUGGAAUUUGAAGUCCAGCUUCCAAAUGGAAAGAAAUGGCAGUGUUUCAAUGGGCAGCGCAUACCGCAGCAGUAAUGGUUAACUUUGCAUGCCAAGGUGCCUUAAAUGCAUGAAUGCUCAGCUGCUGUGGUGUCAGUGUCAGUAUUUCAUCUGAACAUCAUGAUGAGCAUUUUCAUAAGGAGAUUUCAUAGUGACUGUAAAAUAUGUCCAAUUAAAUUACUUUUAACACUUGUGUAUGGAGGUUUUCCCCUUUUGAAACAUGAGCAACUUAGCCAAUACAGGCAAUGUUGCAGAACUUCUGCAGCAGUUCUAGGAGCUAUUUACAUUUACAGAAUGGGGUGUGGUUUUUUGAAAAGCUUCCUGGGAGGUAGAGUAGGCUUCUAUGCAUGUCUACAAAUUAUUCUAUUACUGCCCUGAAGAAGAUGAUGCUCAGCAUUGCCAUAAGCUGAGAAAUGGCUUAUUACACCAGACAUCUGUAAGGGCAUGGUUUCUGUAUUAUACUAUUUUAUCAAGUGUCAUGUAUCUGAUGCGAUGCAGGGUGGUGCAGUUGCAUAGCAAUUAGCACUAGUGCCUCACAGCCUUGGGGUGGUGUGGGAGGACAGGGGUUUGAUCCCUGCUCCCUCCAGAGUUCACAUGUACUCCCUGAAUCUGGAUGCUCCAGUUUCUUCGCAUAGUC
Molecule: messenger RNA, 1188 nt
Organism: Scleropages formosus (Asian bonytongue)
Lineage: Eukaryota; Metazoa; Chordata; Actinopteri; Osteoglossiformes; Osteoglossidae
Product: acyl-CoA-binding protein-like
Exons: 4
Coding region: 257-523 (88 amino acids)
Biological process (GO): fatty acid metabolic process
Molecular function (GO): fatty-acyl-CoA binding
Source: RefSeq, a predicted model, not a curated record